Monopterus albus (swamp eel) is the source of this 3801-nucleotide messenger RNA. RefSeq lists its product as uncharacterized. The transcript is spliced from 14 exons. Lineage: Eukaryota; Metazoa; Chordata; Actinopteri; Synbranchiformes; Synbranchidae. The record is from RefSeq and is a predicted model, not a curated record. Gene Ontology annotation, cellular component: apical junction complex; adherens junction. Gene Ontology annotation, biological process: heterophilic cell-cell adhesion; homophilic cell-cell adhesion. The coding region runs from base 16 to 2757 and encodes 913 amino acids.
CUCACUGACACCAUCAUGGGAUCCUCAGGGCUGUUGAUUUUGGGUCUUCUCCUAAAUGUUGCUUACUGCUUGGGAAUUCUGGGUCCAAGUGAUGAGUCGAUUGAGAUCAUACCCAACAUCACAGCAGUCCUGGGAGAAGAGGUGUACCUGGGCUGCAGAUAUCUGGGCAAGAGUAAGAUCCAGAGCGCUGAGUGGAAACGCCAGGCUGACUCCAAAACAAAAUUCAAGAAACUGGUAGGGUUUUCAAAUGAUAAGCCGUUUAGCCGCAGUGAGGACUUGUCCUUGCCAGACUCUCUCACCAACCUCACAGUUAAGAUGCGAGUGUCCAGUGUGGAUGCAGAGGGAGAAUACAUCUGUGAGUUUGAAUCAGAAGAUGAAAACUUUCCUGGCAGCACAUUUGUCACAGUAGUAGCUCGGCCUGAUCUCCAGCUCCGGGUGAAUGCAGAGACCAUAAAUGGCACUCACUACCAGUCGGUGUCAUGCUCUGCCAUUGGUGGCAGGCCCACCCCUCAGAUCAGAUGGCUAGUCAAUGGCCUUCCACCCUCAGGUGGCCCCUUCACUGUGAAUGUGAGUAACACUGUUCACUCAAACGGCACCUCCACCCUGAACAGCAUCCUACACUUCCCCACCCACCUGCAAGAUGAGGACAGCGUGACCUGUGAGGUUCGACACAAGACCCUCCCAAACCCUAAACUCACCACAGUCAGGGUGGAAACCUACGUCAAGCCAAAUGUGACCAUUAAAGCAGAGAUGGUACAACAAGAAGGAAAUGAGUUCUGGGUGGUCUCUUGCAUUUCAUCUGGAGGGAGACCUGAGACUCACAUAUCCUUGGCUUUGAACACUGAUGAAAAACUACAAAGAAAGACUGACACAGACUCAGACAUACAAAGAAGCUCGGUCCACCUCCCUGCCAUAAUGUAUGAAGGCCACAAUGUCACCUGUGUAUUUGAUCACCCCAAAUUUACUCAGAGAGAGACGAGAGUCAUAACACUGCCGACUUUUCAUUUGUCUGGGGCUCGGCUGUUGGACUCAGGGCUGGGAACCAGCAGUGAUGACUUUCAUGGCGCUGAGUACUUAGAGCUGCAGGCAGGACAGAGUGACACUACUAUCGGCCUACAGGUCACUGGGAAUGUGCCACGUUACAAUGUUACCUGCAAAAAGGAUGCUGGACCCCUGCCUGAGAGUAUAGAGCUGGCUGGCAGUAGCCUCACAGUUCAGGGUCCUGCUGAGCUUCACCAUGCUGGCCUGUAUGAAUGCAUUUUCUCAUAUCACCAUCUUAAAGCAACCCUGCAGUUCAACAUCACUGUUAAACCUCAGGUUAUUCAGCCUGUUCCGCCGACAGUACAAGUUGAUUUGCGAGUUGAAGAUAGACACAGGGUGAUUGAGUGCUCAGCAGCUGAUGCUGUUCCUGCAGCCAACCUGUCCUGGCUUCUACCAGAGGGUGUGUCAGGAGUCUCUUGGUUCAAUUUCACUUCUCAUAAUGGAAGCCACUCUGUCAGGGGAGUUUUACUCCUCCCUGCCUGCUUGCCUUGGGAGCUCACUGCAGUGUGUGUGAUAAAUCACCCAGUAUUUGAGGAGCCAGUGAACAGAAGCAUAACAUUCCCUCUUUGCGCUCACCCCAAUGUUACCAUCAGCUCCAGCACUGAAUGGAAAAAUGGUGAACUAUACACAAAGGUGGACUGCUCUGCGGACAGUGUUGCCCCUGCAGGGGCUAUAACCUGGCAUGUUGAAAACAAUGACAUUAUUAGUCAUCUGACAGAGAGUGAAGUCCAGGCUGAUGGAUCAGUAUCGGUCCACAGCUCAGUUCAGUUCUUGUCUUCUUUGUAUGCUGGUCAGAAUCUGACCUGUAUGGUGACGCAUCCAACUAUGGAGGCAUCAGAAAACAGAACAAUACACAUUCCUGUGCACAAAGCUCCUCUGCUGAGUGUAGCUGUGAUGAGACAGCAGAAUUCUCAUCUCUGGCUGGCAGUGUGUGAGUGUAGAGGCGGGGGGGUCAGGACAAACCUCGCCUGGCUUCUUCCUGAUGAUGCCAAAGGCCAAACAUCCCUGCAAUCACAAUAUGAAGGGCAUGUCCUAAAAUCCAGGCUGACUUAUCAGUUUCCGUUGGCCCUUCAUGAGGGGCAGUACCUGACCUGUGUGUUCCAGUUUGAACAUGGGAUAACAGAGAAGAGGAGCAUUUAUAUCCCCAAAUUCUAUAUUUCUGCUGUGAGAGUCUUGAACCACACGACUCCUCUGCAAAGCCGCUAUGGUGGUAAACCCAUCAUACACAGACUGACACUCCGGGAAAAUCAUCACAACCAGAAUAUAUUGUUCCAAGUGGAAGGAAAUGUGCCACAAUACAACCUCAACUGUAAAAGGAGUGAUGGCUCAUUCGUCUACAUGGAAGGGCUUGCAAUGGUCUUCCAGUCAGAGCUCACAGAGGAGGAUGAAGGCCUGUACAUCUGCCAGGCAUCCUUCUAUCACCACACGGCUACAGUCAAAAUUCAAGUGGAGGUCACGAGGGAGGACAAACGGUUUGCUUUGAUAGCCAUGAGCUGCGUCUCUUCAGCCUUGGCCAUCAUAUUCAUCCUUGUCGUUGUUCUCUGGGUUUGCUGGAAAGGAAACAGCAGUACACAAUAUAAGAAGCAGGAGUCCCGUUCGGCCCUGACAACUCUGAUGAAGGAGCCCGGCUCUCCUGAGGUGAUGGAGAAAGACAGUAAUGACUAUGCUCACCUGGUCAGCUACUCCAUAGUCAUUGAUAUGAAGAGUACGGUGUAAAGGACACAUGCUUUGCAGGGCUUUGUAUACCGCAUCCAGCUUGACAUUAUGCACAGACUAAGGCUUACUGGCUCUGCAACAUUAUGAUUUCCACAUAGCAUACUGAAACCUGUAGAACUGAAAAUGCUCCAGGACUGAGCCAUUAGUUUCUAAAAUGAUGACUGUUGAUGUUGACUGACUAGCAUUAAUGACUUAAAUACAUUAUUUUGCACUUUUUUAAUCUUACUUGAAAUUUAUACCGUUUUAUGCACAAUGUUUUUAUGCAUCUGUUUAUAAAACCUUUCAUACUUUUUCAAUUUGUUUUGUUUACCACAUAACUGCACCACAAACCCGCUACAGUAGAGGUGAGUUACUCAUUUGGCUAUGGCUUUACACACCAUGUGCCUUUAUGGUAUGUUUGGUCAACUAAAUUAGGAUAAUCUUCUAUUUUAACAAGAGCAGCCUACAUCAAUAUAACAGCCCCAACCGGAGUCCUUCUGUAUGUUGAUCUCUGCAGCAGCUCUAGGCCUAUAUACGAUUUCAGGUGUGUGAUUACUCCUGAUGCCAAGAUGCUGCCCAACCUGCUCCCUGGCUGCACCUGCAGGGACCUGGGAGGAUCUACUCGGUUCACCUGCCCAAUCGGGACAAGCCAAUUUCACUGCUACAAGCUAUACACACGUAGCCACCCAACACUUUUCAUGAGGCACUUAAUACACCUCUGGAGCUGGGCAGGUUUAGGUGAUUAAACUCAUACAUAUUCACCUAGACAGGAACCUGUUGGACAGAGCGGGGAUGUUGCUGUUAUUGUUGUUGUAUUUGGAUGGGUAAGUAAUAUGGAGUUGAGGUUUUUAGUUUUCUUUUGUUCAUAGGCUACAGGAAAGCUUAACAAAAACUCAAAACAGCACCCACAGGGCAUUUUCCUUUGCAGUUUCUCUCUUUUACCGUCUUUUGUAAACUCUGGAUGCUCCUUAAAGCAACUUGUUUUUCAAAUUCCAUCUGGUUUUAUGUUGCUUCCCUUUUCCUUAACUGACCCGGGUUUUAACAUUAUGUGAUCCAGAUGCAGAG